Messenger RNA from Colletotrichum abscissum, 369 nucleotides. RefSeq lists its product as uncharacterized. NCBI's taxonomy places the organism in Eukaryota, Fungi, Ascomycota, Sordariomycetes, Glomerellales, Glomerellaceae. The transcript is spliced from 2 exons. The annotation marks the transcript as partial. The record is from RefSeq and is a predicted model, not a curated record.
GGGAGGGGGGGGGGGGGGGGGCAAGAAGGACGUGGCGAGCAUAAGGUGAACAAAAGAGCCAUACCUAUAGUAUGCUUAUCGCUCUUCGAGGUCCUCACCAUGGCUUUCUUCCUCCUCCUCCUCCGCAACAUGCGCGCUCCCCGGCACGUCUCCCACGUAGGUCAGGUGAGACUCAAUCCUCAACGGGUCCGAAAAGAGUCUCCGUAUUUUAAGCCGCUUGUCACAUGUCCGCUAGACAUUGACCACCAGUUCCCAACGUCUGGUUUCCGUCGUUUAGCUCCCACGCCUACAAAAAACUUCAAACCUCCCACCAACACGAGAGCCGCGAACACGACAACAGCAGCAAACAAGUCUCUCGCCGGGGGUUAG